This is a messenger RNA of Calypte anna (Anna's hummingbird), 5456 nucleotides long. RefSeq names its product nuclear receptor coactivator 7 (gene NCOA7). Gene Ontology annotation, biological process: response to oxidative stress; regulation of transcription by RNA polymerase II. Bases 252 to 3086 code for a protein of 944 amino acids. Lineage: Eukaryota; Metazoa; Chordata; Aves; Apodiformes; Trochilidae. The transcript is spliced from 16 exons. Gene Ontology annotation, cellular component: nucleus. The record is from RefSeq and is a predicted model, not a curated record.
GGAGCGGCGGGUUGGGCCGUGCCGUGAAGCGGGGAGCGGCGGGGUCGCCUCCUCUCUGACCGAGGCGGGAGCGCCAGAGGCGGCGAUUCCCGCAGGAGACCUCCCGCUGGAGACCUCGGGGCCCGGGCGCAGCCCCACGGGGCCGCCAUGCCGCCCGCCUCGCAUGCAGAAAACUCUCCCUGGAUAUGAGGUACUGAGGGGAAAAAGAGCAUCACAUUUGGCUGCUCACCUUGCCCAUUUUACUGCACAUCAUGGAGACCAAGGAAGAGAAGAAGGAAAGAAGACAAAGCUAUUUUGCUCGUUUGAAAAAGAAAAGGCAAGCCAAACAAAACACUGAGACCAUCUCUGCCAAUUCCCCUGGAUCUCCUGUUUCCAAAACACCUUCUGAGAAUGAUGAUGAAAGUAAAGUUAUUUUGGAGCAAAUCAGUUCCUCUGAAGACAACUGUAAAUUUGCUGGGGAAAAUGAAACUGUUCCAGACAAAGAAAAGAAGAAGAAAAAAUACAGUCAACUAAAAGACAUCAGACGCACAGAACUUAAAAGAUACUAUAGUACUGAUGACAAUCAAAACAAAACCAAUGAAAAGAAAGAGAAAAAAAUGGUUUCUCAGAAACCCCAUGGUACCAUAGAAUAUACUGCUGGAAACCAGGACACCAUAAACAGUAUAGCAUUAAAGUUUAACAUCACUCCAAACAAGCUUGUGGAGCUCAAUAAGCUUUUCACGCAGACGAUUGUGCCAGGCCAGAUUCUCUUUGUGCCAGAAACAAGCACUGUGAGGCUGUCUUUUAGUUCUGGUGCUCAUGUUUCUCCUUCAUCAUCAGAUGCUGAAUAUGAUAAACUCCCUGAUGCUGAUUUGGCAAGAAAAGCUUUCAAACCAGUUGAGAGAGUCCUGUCCUCUACCUCAGAAGAGGAUGAGCCUGUAGUGGUCAAAUUUUUAAAAAUGAAUUGUCGUUACUUCACAGAUGGUAAGGGCGUAGUUGGAGGAGUCAUGAUUGUAACUCCAAACAAUAUAAUGUUUGACCCACAUAAGUCUGAUCCUCUGGUAAUUGAGAAUGGCUGUGAAGAAUAUGGGCUCAUCUGCCCCAUGGAGGAGGUUGUCUCAAUAGCUCUCUACAAUGACAUCUCUCACAUGAAGAUUAAAGAUGCCUUGCCAUCGCCAGGAGAAUGGGAAGAUCUGUCUUCUGAGAAAGAUAUCAAUCCUUUCAGCAAAUUCAAAUUGCUGAGCAAGGAAAAGAGGCAGCAGAAUGGGGAUACAUCCAUUGCUCUGGGUGCCAAACAGAUAGAGCCUUCAGAUAAGGAAAAGUCUGCUGAUUUUGAAGUUCUUCAGUCUUCUGAGAGUACAGGCUCAGUCAAGUCAAAGUCACUGGAGUUUCCCAACAAUAUCACUGCCACUGAGCAUCUGGAAAUGUUUGCUGCAGAUCCAUGUGCCAAGGAGUCUUCUGGAGAAAGAAAUGCUUCAGAAAUCAAAACCAAAGAAAAAUCACUUUUAGAAGGAGAGGAUGACUUCAUUAAGCUGGAAAAGGCUUCAUCUCAUAUGGAUAGAGGGUUGGACAGGAAAAUCUCAGUAAUGGAAGGCUUGCUGGCUGACCCCAGGGAGUUGGGGAGAACUAAGCAGCAGGUAACCAAACCCACUACAGAAGUCCAGGAGCACUUGACAGUUGAUUCCUUGGAAAAAAAGGACAGUGUUGAACCUAAAGCUGACUUAGACUUAGAGCUGUGUGAAAAGCAAGAUGUUAUUCCAGAAGUAAACAAAUGUAUCAGUUCCCCGACAGGUAAGGUGGAGACUGCACUGGACACUAAGAAAGAGCUAGAGAAAGAUAAACUUAUUGAAUUUUACCUCAAUAAAGAUGGGAAUGGGUCUCAGUCAUCUGAAGACUUACACAAGGCUGAAAUCCAGAAAGGUGAAAAUAUUAAAGCAAUUGGCAUAGACAUCACACUUAGCUGUUCAAAGUCCCAACCUAAUGAAGUCCAUACAGUUAAAAGUAUGGCUCUUGAUUCCUGCUGUGUUGAAAGGAAAGCACCUUCAUUAGAGAUCAGCUCAGCAGCAGCAAAGGAAAAGGAUCUGAAAGAGUCUGUGGACUCUUCCUUAGUACCAGCUAUAGACAAGACCUGUCAAGAAACACAGUUAGACAAUCAAUCAGAAAUCAGACUGUGGCUGCUGCAGAAAAUUCAAGUGCCAAUUGAAGAUAUGCUUCCUUCAAAAGAGGAAAAGAGCAAGACUCCUCCAAUGUUUCUGUGCAUUAAAGUAGGCAAGCCCAUGAGAAAGUCCUUUGCAUCUCAGAGCACCACCAUGUCUCAACAGUACACUAAAAAGAUAAAGCAACCAGAGUAUUGGUUUGCUGUUCCUCGGGAAAGGGUGGAUCACUUGUACACAUUUUUUGUUCAGUGGUCACCAGAAAUAUAUGGGAAAGAUGCCAAAGAGCAAGGUUUUGUCGUCGUAGAAAAGGAGGAACUUGACAUGAUAGACAACUUCUUCAGUGAGCCCACUACUAAGAGCUGGGAGAUCAUUACUGUAGAAGAAGCAAAACGGCGAAAGAGCGUUUGCAGUUACUAUGAAGAGGAAGAAGAUGAUACUUUGCCUGUCUUAAAGCAUCACAGUGCUCUCCUGGAGAAUAUGCACAUAGAACAGCUUGCCCGCCGCUUACCUGCACGAGUGCAGGGGUAUCCAUGGUGCCUUGCAUACAGUACACUGGAGCAUGGGACAAGCCUGAAGACUCUGUACCGUAAAUCAGCAUGUCUUGACAGCCCAGUUCUCCUUGUCAUCAAGGAUAUGGACAACCAGAUAUUUGGAGCUUAUGCUACACAUCCCUUCAGGUUUAGUGACCAUUACUAUGGCACUGGUGAAACAUUCCUCUACACAUUCUAUCCAAAUUUCAAGGUAUUCAAAUGGAGUGGAGACAACACCUACUUCAUUAAUGGAGACACCAGCUCUCUGGAGCUUGGAGGUGGAGGUGGCCGGUUUGGCUUGUGGUUGGAUGCAGAUCUGUAUCAUGGGCGAAGCAACUGCUGCAGCACCUUCAAUAAUGACAUCUUAUCUAAGAAAGAAGAUUUCAUAAUACAAGAUUUAGAAGUAUGGACAUUUGAAUGAAAUACUGACUGCCUUAAGGACCGGAUCCAUUAGGCACUUAAAAGCUAACUAGAAGGUGCAGGCUGCCUCACAACCUUACACGCUUUUUCCUCAAGUUUGUACCAGAGCAUGAGUACACAAAAAAACCCCAAACCCAAACAACCAACACAAGAAACAACACAGAGAUGGUUUUGAGAGGCAGUAAGAGAUCAGUCUGAAGUGUUCUUUUACGUCAUCCUCCAAGACGCCUUCAUCAAAGAUUCGAUGCUUGUGAACAUUCAUGGUGUAUAAGUUGAAAACCUUUUCUGUAACUGUGAAAAAGAUCCCGUGGGAGAAGUAUAACUGUCUAGUACAUUCCAUGUGUAUUUAUGUUCAAUGUACAAAUGCUAACCAAAAAUAAAAGGUUGAGUUACCAAACUCUACAGCAUACUGUUUGCCAUGGAAAAGAAUCAGAAAUAGGUGUACACAGCACUUAAGGGAACAUGUUUUUUAAAUCUUUUUAUUUAUUAUAAUUGUACAGAAGCUUUUUUUUUUGUAAAUGUAUUAGCUAUGAAUUUUUUCUUUCAGUGUUUCAAAUCUCAAUUUGGUAAAUAAUUACUUUUCAGGUAGGUUUCUUAUGCGUUGGCAUUUAUUUUGAAUCAAUUUAUUUGAUUUCUGAAUUUAAUUUUUAUAUUUUUAUUUUGUAAAUGAGAUUUGGUUUUCAUUUUCCCCUUAUUCGAGGGUUUGCUUUCUGGUAGAAACACUUGAGUGCAUAAUUCUGUUUUUCUGAGAUGAGGGAAAAGGUGGGUAGUUCUUAUUAACUCUGCUUGCCACAUUCCUAUCAAUAGGUUAUUAUUUUGGCAGCAUGUGGAGACACUAUGCAAGCUGCCAUCAGGUGUGGAUUGUAUCAGCUCUGUUGCAGCCAAAAGAAUUGGGACAGCAUGCUCUGAGCAUCUGUCCUGCUAUUAUUUGACUGUUUACAAAGGGCAUUUCUAAAAGAUCAUUGGUUUUCUGUAUCGCCACCAAGUUAUUCCAAAUAAGCUAUUCAUUGUGGCUACAGCUCUCUGCAAAUUGAAAAAUAACUGCUUUGUUAGGGAGACAAUACAACUGAGAUUUAGAGAAAAAUGUUAUUUCCCUAACAGGCCAAGACAUGUUAGAGUAAUGUUUGUGUUCUCAUUAUUUAUACGUAUUAUUUCCUCCCUGAAAAAAAGACUUGAAUCAACAGGUUGGCUUAGGAUUCAAAAGGCAACUAAAUAUUCUUCUAUUUUUUUCAUUAAAUAAUCAAAUACUCUCCCCUCCUCCAAUGCUAAAGAGAUAAGACCCCAAGAUACAAAAUGAAAAUUUCAAUCAACAGAGAGAGUAUGUCAGAGGACUGUCACUCUUCACUGUUUGCUAAAGAUUUCUGCUUUCCCAAGAGCUGUGGUUGUGUUUGCAGAAUCCAGACCUGACCAACAUUAGGAAGCUGUCCUGCCCUUAGACUUGAGCAUGUUGUUGUCCUGAGAAAGGCAGGUUUUGGAAAUGGUGGUGUAUUUCCAUGCGUUAAAACAGUACAGCCAAAUUUUAAAUAUUACGUGAGGAAUACAGCUCAAUUAAGUUACUGCUCUUCCCUUUUGGAAUAAAUUAUAGAAGGAAAAAAUAAAAAAUAAAAAGUCAAGUGGUUUCCUUUCAAAAGCAUUACUGAAUCUUAAUCCUACACAGAAAUUUCACAGCCCAAAACCCAGUGCUAUAUACAAUAAUCCUGUAACACACUGUGCAUGAGGUUUUCACACUUCCUUUCUAUGUGGUCUACUACAGCCAUAAAUAAAGUUCUUACUGGUAAUGCUGUAAAAUAUUUUGGACGUUGCUAACAGCAGAACACUUUGAAGAUAUCAGGAAUAUCUAAUGUUGUUUGCUCCUUUAAAGGGUAGCAGACAACUUAAUAGUUGAAAAACAAUAAUGACCCAAACCAACCAAGUUCAACAUUUUACAUGCAUUUCACUAUUGCUACUUACAAAUUACUCCAUUAUAUUAUCCUUGUCAGAGCAUAUCUAAACGCUGUGGUCUAUAUUCAAAACAGUGUUGUUCAAUCAAAAUUUUGUGACCCUUGAAACAAUGAAUAUUGAAUAUAUGUAAUGCAGUGCUAUCACAAUAUUUCCAAUAAAGGAAUUUAUGCAUUCAGAAAAUUGUUACACGUUUUUUAUUUACAACUUGUAGUACAUUUUAAAGGUGAAAGGAUGCAGCUAAGUUACAGGUUAUGGUUACAAAUGCCUACACCUCCCCUCCAAAAGUGAAUUCCAGCAAUAUCAUAUUUAAGAAACAUGGCUGAGGAGAUGGGAGGUUCUGUGGGGGGAAGGAGGGUUGUCUGGUGUAGCAUCAUCUAAUACAGAGCUGUUUCUUGAGUUCACUCAAAGACAGACUGAGACAAAGGGCUAA